AUGGCUUACUUCCAAUCUUGGAGUGAUAACGUGGAAAUUUUUGAAACAUACGAGAAAGGACGAGGGAUAAGAUGCAAGAAGCAAUUAGCGAUUGGAACCUCAGUAGGCAAGGAGAACCCAUUUUGUCAUGUCGUUAGCCAAGAUAUGCUAUCGAGUUAUUGCCAUUCUUGUCUUUUAAUGCAAUCAGAAUUAUAUAAAUGUAGCAGGUGCAAAAUCAUCAUGUAUUGCUGUAAAAGUUGUCAGAAGGAAGAUUGGCAAUGGCAUAAAUAUGAGUGCAAAUCAAUUACGCGUCUUGGCCCUAAAGUCCCACCUGAUAGUAUUCGAUUGUUAGGUCGGGUUGCUUAUACAAUUUUACAAGGACAAGAUCGAGCAGACCAAUUUAAAUUUUUAUUAUCUAAUAGAGAACUACUAGAAGGAAGCAGGAAAAAUACCAUUGUUGAUGGUAUUAAUUUAUUAAAAGAGUACUUAUCAAAUAAAGUUGCCAUAAACGAAAAUGAAAUUAUUGAAAUUAUUAGUAGGGUAACUUGCAAUACCUUUACAAUAUGCAACUCAGAGAUGCAAACUGUUGGAAUUGGAGUUUAUCCGGGGUUAUCACUAGUAAAUCAUUCGUGCUCUCCAAACUGUUCUGCCACCUUUCGAGGAAAGCAAAUGCAACUACGCAUCAUCGAAAACACUAAAAUAGGAGAUGAGCUGCUUAUUAGUUAUAUUGAUCCAAUGCAAGUUCUCAGUAGCAGACAAAAUCAGCUUCAAUCACAAUAUUGUUUUAAGUGUAUUUGCGAGAGAUGUAUAGAUACUACCAAGGAUUCCUGUAAUAAUUUAAUGGAUUCAGUGCGUUGCCCAAAGAAGAUAUGCAAAGCUGCUAGUUCUUUAGAUUCGCUACUUGCUAACAAAUUAUGCCCUGAAUGUGGAUCUAUCGUCGAUCAGUCAUUUUUUGCCGAAAUCGAAAAUUUUCAGGCUCAAAUUAAUAAGACUAUCAGUCUAGGUUAUCAACAAGCGAAAUUAGAAGAUUUAAAGAAAUUGUUCAUCGAAGGAAAGCAACGCCUAGGAGAAUGUAAUAUGUUAUAUAUUCGCAUCAUUGAAAAUUUAAUGGAUGCUUACAUAGAAUCACAACGUUAUGAGGAAGCUCUAGAAUAUGCAAGAAGACUAGAGGAACCUUAUUGCAGAUUAUAUCCUCGCUAUUAUCCGGUAACUGGAGUUCAUCUUAUGAAGCAAGGAAAGUUAGAAUGUUAUUUGGGUAAAUUUGGAGAAGCUGUAAAGUCUCUAGGAAAGGCAAAGGAAAUUUUACUUGUUUCGCAUGGUAAAGAAUGUGGUCUCAUCCAUGAAAUGAAUGAGAUGGUUUCUAUUUAA
Molecule: messenger RNA, 1347 nt
Organism: Trichoplax adhaerens
Lineage: Eukaryota; Metazoa; Placozoa; Uniplacotomia; Trichoplacea; Trichoplacidae
Exons: 10
Coding region: 1-1347 (448 amino acids)
Cellular component (GO): nucleus
Molecular function (GO): protein binding
Source: RefSeq, a predicted model, not a curated record